Mya arenaria is the source of this 826-nucleotide messenger RNA. RefSeq names its product keratin-associated protein 19-2-like. NCBI's taxonomy places the organism in Eukaryota, Metazoa, Mollusca, Bivalvia, Myida, Myidae. The transcript has 3 exons. The coding region runs from base 139 to 744 and encodes 201 amino acids. The record is from RefSeq and is a predicted model, not a curated record.
CUAGAGGCACCUGUUAAACUGUUGUUUUCAUGUUUCACCAUAUGAUAUGCACAUACAUAUUUAUUGCAAGAUUUUGGGAAAGUCAAUAAAUUAACAUGAUAAUUACUGAUAACUGCUACUUGCAAUUAAGGUCCAAACAUGCAGAUCACAGGUCUUAUUCAUGUCGUUAUUCUGGGUCUGGUAGCCGUGCAGGCCAUCCAACAAGGAUCAUAUUAUAGUGGAGGACACGGUAGAAGACUUGGCGGAUACAGCAGCGUAUAUGGAUCACUCUAUGGGGGAUACGGAUCACUUUAUGGUGGAUUAGGUAGAGGAUAUGGUUCCCAUUUGGGGAGAUAUGGAUCACGCUAUGGUGGAUACGGAUCACUUUAUGGUAGUGGAUAUGGAUCACAGUAUGGUGGAUACGGACAAGGGUCGCUUUAUGGAAGAUACGGAAGUCUCUAUGGAGGAUACGGACAAGGGUCGCUUUAUGGUGGAUACGGAAGUCAUUAUGGAGGAUACGGACACGGAUCACUUUAUAGAGGAUACGGAGCCCGUUAUGGACACGGACACGGAUCACUUUAUAGUGGAUACGGAAGUCGUCAUGGAGGAUACGGACUCGGAUCACUUUACAGUGGAUACGGAAGACGUUAUGGCGGAUACAGGCAAUACGGUCACGGAAGUAACUCAAUGUAUGGUCGCCAUGGCGUUUAUGGAUCUCAUUAUGGUGGUUCUGGUUCAUAUGGACACCGAUCAUAUGGCUAUUAAUGAAGAAAUCCAGCCGAAAGAAGUGCGUGGAAUUGAGAGUAUGCUCCAUUUCACAUUGACAUUGACAUUGCAUUUGUAUUGG